AUGGGCUGCGGCCAAACGCCUGCUGCCGUGCGUGCGGUUCGCGUCAUUGGCCCGCAACAAUGGAUCGAGCUCGAGUGCUCCGAGAUAAAGGCGGAGGACGACACUGGCUGCAAGGACGCUGGCUCCAAGUGCCCGAGGGCCAGCCCAGCCCCCCCAGCCUUCUUGGGCUGGCGGUGCCUUGCUUUUGGGGUGGUAUCCGUUGUCCCCAUUCGGCAAGGCAUAGACUUGGACGAGUGCGAGCUGGUGGGCGCGAGCGGCGGAGUUGCAUCCGGAUUGAGUGCGAGGUCGGCCGGCCGCCCUCACUUCUUGGACUGA
Gaeumannomyces tritici R3-111a-1 is the source of this 315-nucleotide messenger RNA. RefSeq lists its product as hypothetical. The transcript has a single exon. NCBI's taxonomy places the organism in Eukaryota, Fungi, Ascomycota, Sordariomycetes, Magnaporthales, Magnaporthaceae. Bases 1 to 315 code for a protein of 104 amino acids. The record is from RefSeq and is a predicted model, not a curated record.